This is a messenger RNA of Eimeria mitis, 2226 nucleotides long. RefSeq lists its product as uncharacterized. The record is from RefSeq and is a predicted model, not a curated record. NCBI's taxonomy places the organism in Eukaryota, Apicomplexa, Conoidasida, Eucoccidiorida, Eimeriidae. The transcript has 2 exons. The coding region runs from base 1 to 2226 and encodes 741 amino acids.
AUGCUUCUAGUUGCGCGCUGGCUCGAUUCGGUAGCAGAUGCUGUGGAGAACAACACCGUAGCAUCUAGCGAGAAAUUUCCGUGGCGGGAGGUCAUACCGCCUCUAUUCGUCGGCAUCAACAAGCACCGAGAACUUCUGAGUUCAAAGAUGCCGCGCACUCAAUUUUCUCCAAAAGAGCUGCGGGAGUUUCUGGAAACCGAAGGCUUCAUUGAGACGCAGGGACAAAAGCUACAGCAUUUGCUUGAGACAAAGGGGAUUCCAGGCAAGGGUUCAGAAGCAGGAGCAGGCUCGCCUUCGCCUAAACCACGUACCCCUCUUGACGACUAUCUUGACUACUUACUGGCGGUCGCUGUGGACUCACUCCGGAAGAGACAGAAGCCCGUUGUAAUCCCAAAGAUAACGCAACACUCCUUUGAGGUCGGCGAAGAACCUGAUAGCAGCUGUUGUUGCGACGCAUCUUCUAGUGACCAAACCCUGCAGAGUUCCCAAGAUGAGGGAUUCAGAAGCCGGUGCAAAACGUCCCUUUGGGGUAAUCUCCCUCUCUUCGCUUCUGAGAAGCCCUUGCCUCGCCAGCGGUGCGCAAGCUGCCUACCAAUCAGAGGAUCUUCACGAGCGUGGUUCGGCAAGAGUAAUUCACUAAGACGAGGUUUCGGGUUCCCCUGUUGCUACACUGGUGAAAACACCGGGCCCCCUGAGCUCGACCUAUUCGAAUCCACAGCAAUGCAGCAAGUACGUGCCACUGCUUGCCGAAUGCCGCUGCUACCUUCUGAAAGAUAUCUUCGGUAUCUGCGGCUGACGGGACGUUGCAGAGAGCUUGCUGCGCUCGCAAUCUGGUUAUCAGGGAGGCCUGAUCUAGUUUCCAGCUACUUUGAGCGCAUGGCUCCCAAACAACAGCAAGCCUCUGCUGCUGUUAGGGUCAAUAGUUCCACCCCAGAUAAAGGAACACCACGUUCCCCACCUUCAGCCGAAAGCCCUGGGGGGGAAGGUGGCAGUCCGCCUUCAUCUCCAGGCGGCACUCAACCGGAGCAGGAGAGCACUCCCUACGCUGACGAAGCAUCCCGAAGCCCUAUUCGUGAGGGCGAAGCUGCACGUGAAGAGCACAAAGGCAAGGAUGGGGAAGAAUGUCAGGGCUCGAGCAAGGGCGCUGUUCUAUGUCCAAGCUCCCCAGUGACCUUACCAUUGUCUUCUUCCCCUAGGAACAUGGGUUUCCUUGGAAACAGCCUUCAAGGCAAAGAUACGGACGACCGCGCCGAAUUGCCCACCGCUGGGGAAGAUGGACUUCACACCGAGGGAAACCACCGAAAUGAUAGCUCCGGAACAAUCCACGCACAGUCAUCCCCUAGGAAAUCACCUGAUCUGCCUUCUUCUCCGAAAAUCCGAGCAAAGUUGCGAGCUCGAGCAGCAGAACCCCCGUCUGACAAAGGGAACGGUGGUUUAUUGGAAGGUUCUCCACAUUCACAACGUUUUACAGCUACACAGACGUCUGCAUCAAAAGCAAAAGCGAAGAAAUUUGUUGCAGGAAGGACUCCAGUAUCACGUGUGGCGACGAUAGGGCAGAAGACUGCUGCAGGUUCCAAGCCAUUGCGGCCCCUCGGACAAGCACAGUGGCAGAUCCCAGCCGUACCCGGGGAGCCGCCUUCAGCUCGAGACCCGCAGAAGACAGCAAAGAUAUUGGCUACAAAGCAAGAGACUGCGGAUACAGCGAAAUGCGAGCCGCCUGAGUCAGUUGGCACCGCAGAUGCUAUGCCCGAUUCCAGAGAAAAGGAAUCACCCGCGCCAUCCACCAGGCCAGAAGAUUUUGUUGAAUCCGUUUCACCCACUGAUGCAGAUAAAGUAGUGUCACCAACCGUAAGGCGCAUAGCUGACACUUCAUCAAAACAGCCGCGUGAGCAUCCCUCGAAGAAGCAAGCCGUUGCGCAGUCGAAGACACUUACCUCGCGCAGUUCGUCGACAAAGCGCCUUAAUCCGGCAAAAACUACAAGCCGACGCCCAGCAGCUGCAGCCCAGCAAAUGAGAACAGGAGCUCUUCGCAGGGAGGUUCAGAACGCUCAGUCCUCAGCAAGUUCUACACGCUUAACGGAAGAGGCCAUCGACCUCUUGUCAGAGCCGCAGGUGUUGGCUGAGAUGGCAAGACUUUGCACUCGCCUCUCAGACCUCGUCUGCUGUAGGUCGCCAACAUCUGUUGAUUGCCACUCUGGAGAUGAUGAGGGAAGCUCUGUCACUUGA